CGGUAUAAAAUACGCCACACUGAUGAAAAUGGAUCUACACCAGAAGCUUCUGGAGGCGGAAUCUGGAGCGGAGCAGCGGGAGGAGCAACGCCAGGCGCACUUGCAGCUCAUCCGGGAGCUGCACCACCAGCUGGGCAUUCCAGUGGGCGUGGCGGCGGAUCGCUUGCGGCAGAUAAUCGUGGAGGUAAGAGCGAGAGGGCACCUCGAGCGCCUCUGGCAGCUGUGGCUCAACGAGCUAGUCCUGGCUAGAAAGAUAAUCCUGGUAAGGUCCCACCUGCUGGUGAACGAGCUAAUGGCGGAAGGACAGCAAGAGCCGUCAGCCGAGGCCCUCACUUUGCUGCUGACCCUGCUCAAAUCGACGCCCAAGGAGAAACUGGCUGAAUUCUGGCCAAGAUUAACCGCAUUAACCCAAGUAAAAGAUAUAGACGCAGCCCUGCUGCUUUUGCAGUGCCAGGAACAUGUGUUAUCUGAGCUAGAGGAGUCUCAGGAGGAGAGUGGUCACAGCCGGAACCUGGCCAACUCUCUCAUCCACAUGCACUUUGAGGGCUGCUGGCUGACCGCCAAGGAUGAGCAGCUGCCCCUGCUGUUGGCGCGCAGCCUGGAUCUGCUCCAGAAGCUGGUUACCAGGCAGCCCGACUACGCGACUCAACGGCUUCCUGAGGUGAUGGGCCUUGUGCAGUGCUACCUACAGUACGGAGCUGAAGCGGAAUCCCUAGUUAAGCCCAGGAAAUUGCCACCCGCCCAGCAGUCAGCUGACUAUGGGCAGGAGAAGGAUGAGCCGGAGCAUCCGCCCGCUCAGCAUUCUCGCUCCUGCGGCCGAAAGAACAAGGUUCGAAAGAUGCGAUCGUUGGCCAAGCAACGAAACCAGGGAGUCAGUGAACCCCCAGAGGCCAAUCCGCGAGAUCGUGUUCUGCUGAUGGGUAACCAGGAUUACGGAUGUUUGACUGGAGACUCGGCCGAGAAUUGCCUACCCUCCGAUUCGGAUCAGCAGACAGAAGCAAAGCACCUCCGACAGCAGCAGGCCAGGGUGAGAAUAUCCGCUCUACACUUGCUGGGAGCCCUUACCAACCAAUUGCCCCGACGCUCGUUGUAUGGCUACUGGCACGUCCUGUUCCCCGAUGGAGACUCUGGUGGCAGUCGUCACCUGCUACUAAUCGGUCAGAGGGACACCAAUUCCCGUUGUCGUGCCCUGGCCUUGCAGCUGGGCUCCCAGCUGCUUUACGGAUCGAAGGUGUUCCUCAGCCAGGCCUGCUCGCGCGGACCCAGUAACUUCACGCCUUUCGCUGUCAGCCUGGCCAGCUCCGUGUUCGCCACAUAUCGCACCUUGAGUGUCAUCCUCGAGCGGGAGUAUACGCCGCCCGUGCUAACGCAGUGUCUCAAGUGCCUGGCCGUUUUGGUACAAGCCACGCCCUUUGACCAGCUUGAAAUGGGAUUUGUCUACGGGUUUGUGGGCCAUGUCAAGAAGCUGGCCAAGAGUGCAGACCCUCAGGUAGCCGUGUCCGCUUUGCUGGUCAUGGAAAUGCUGGUGGGCACGGCUAAACUUACGCCGGAAAUUGCCAGCUCGGUGGGACUUGCCCCUAGCCAUAGAAACAUUCAAUUAGAACAGGCAAACGCGGUCCAAGAGUACCAGGAGCUUUGCGACUCGGAUGCGGAGGUGGAACUCGAGGAGGAGGAGGAGGGUCCGGCGCAGAAAAAUGAUGUGAGUACCGUCCACACCGUGUCGCCAUCCAUUCCGCGCAAUUCCUGGCUGCUGAGGCAGGUGCUUCGGUAUUUGGAGGGUCCCGGAACUCCUGCCACCGUGCGCCUCGAGUGUUUUCAGGUGCUUCAGGCAAUGACCACGCAUAUUGGCCUGCUCCGGGGACAUCAGGCCCGUUUGGCAAGGGUAAUCUCCGCCGGAUUGUGUGAUCCAGCUUCAGAUGUGAAGCUCUAUGCCGCACGCUGCCUGGACUCGGUCGGGUACCAGCUGGGAAGACUGCUGCCGGAGCCGUCAGAAAGGGAGUUACAGAUAUCCUUCUGGCUAACCCUGUUGCCCGCCACCUAUGGAGCCUACGAUGCCGCCGGAUUCUCCCUGAAAUGCGCACUUUGCGACGCCCUGUCCAACAUGGGAGCUUUUAGCUUUGAGAGACUAUCGGAUGGUCAGAGGACCGCGCUGCUAGCCUUUCUGAGCGGAUGUGCCAGCGACGACCACGAAGAGGGGCUGGUCAGAGGAGCAGCUCUGCGGGCAAUGGCCGUCUACGUGCUGCAACCUUCGUUAAAGACAGAUCUGGGAUUUCUGGAGAAUGCAGCGGAGUUGACCUUGCGUAUCAUAGGGAACCCCCAGCUGGUCGUGAGGAUCAAAGCCGCCUGGGCGCUUGGAAACAUUAGUGACGCCUUGGUGGCCGGCAUUCCUAACUCGACUGAAAGGAUUUCCGCCGAACUUUUGGGACGCCUCAUCCAGGCGGCAAUGAAAAGCUGCGGCGAUAACGACAAGGUCAGGGCCAAUGCGGUGCGCGCUCUGGGGAAUCUACUCCAGAUCCUGCAGCUCCAGCCAUCGGAGAACGGUGACCAGAUGCAGCUAGCCAUGUCCAAGCUGUUGGACUGCGUAAGGUCCUCGGGCACCGCCAAAGUAAAGUGGAACGCCUGCCAUGCCAUCGGAAACCUAGUGAAGCACAGGGCCUUCCUUGCCAGCAGCCACCUGGCUGGGAUCCUCUUUCCCGCCCUGAGUCAACUGGUGGUGCAGCACACCAACUUUAAGGUGCGCACCAACGCCGCCGGAGUGCUGCUGCAGGUGGUGCAUCGUGAGGAUCUUGGCUCCCAUCUACCGCUGGUCUGGCGCUCCCUCCUGGAGGGGCUGGAGCGCUCCAAUGCGCUGGACAGCUUCGAGGAGUACAAUCACCGGGAUGCUCUGCAGCAGCAGCUCUGCCUGGCGAUUGCCCACCUGCUGACGCUGGCAAUAAGCUCGGAUCUGCCGGCGAUGCGGGAGUCGCUCGAGGAGGACCGACUGGAGCAGGUGCGGGCCACGUGGCGGCGCGUCGCAUAUCGCGUUGUUCCCGAGCAGUCGGCACCGCUCUUCACCUGUAGUCCUCUGCUGGAGCAGCGACUUCAGGCGGAAGUGACCACACAACAACGCUGCGCCCUGGCAUUCAUCACGAGCACACUCCGCUUGGACCCAUAGGAACACCCAACCAUCACGUAACCCGCUGGGCAGCCAAAGGAUCCAUAAAUAAAAUUAAUUAACAAA
Molecule: messenger RNA, 3220 nt
Organism: Drosophila subpulchrella
Lineage: Eukaryota; Metazoa; Arthropoda; Insecta; Diptera; Drosophilidae
Product: HEAT repeat-containing protein 6
Exons: 1
Coding region: 23-3154 (1043 amino acids)
Source: RefSeq, a predicted model, not a curated record